Molecule: messenger RNA, 125 nt
Organism: Racocetra persica
Lineage: Eukaryota; Fungi; Glomeromycota; Glomeromycetes; Diversisporales; Gigasporaceae
Source: the annotation of a GenBank genome assembly
UUGGAGUAUAUGGUAUAUCAGCUGAUGAAGUUAAUGUAUAUCAAGGCAAUAAUCGUACUGAUAUUGUUGUAAAACAUAUCGAUUCAAAACAGGAAAAACAUUUUAUUAAUCUUAUUUAUGAUAAU